UGAGAGGAGAAACAAACCAAACAAGCCACAUUAGUGGGGGAUUUUUGAGCUUCACCACUUAAACCCUGCGCAUCUUAUCCUUCGUCCUUGUAGCUCAAUCCAUGGCGUCCUGGUUCGAACCCAUCAUCUGAAUUACCCUUUUCUUCAAAAAGCUUUCAUCUUUCUCACAAAUGUCGUCUACGUAUCCCACCCACUUCUUUACUGCUUCCACUCCCCGUCGACCUUCCUCUGAAAUGUCUCUUGGAACCCAUUCUCCUUUUCUUUCCAAAUUCGAGGGAUUGUCAUGGUAUACAAAGACAAAUGGCUGCAUUUUAAGUUUUAAACCAAAUGGGCAAUUUCAGAAUGCUAGGUCGAAUCUCCUGUCAAAAAUAAAGGUGACUGCAGGACACUCCGGUGACCCUGAAAAGUUAAAUUUGGAUGCUAUAAUUGAGAAGGCAAGAACAUUGUGGGAUAGUUCUCCUCAGCCAGUCAAGAGCUUCCCUUGGAACAGAACAUUGGAGAAUUUUAUUCAACUUAUCCUUGAUCUUACUUUGGCAGUCAUCAAAUACUUAUGUGCACCAUUGCUGGCUGUUUCCUCACUCAGUGAGAUGUCCUACUGUGCGAAUGAAAAGAAAUUAUUCCUUGUCCCAAUUCCACUACUUAUUGGCAUUGUUGUUGCUGGGCUUCUAAAAGAUGCUGCCUUGGAGCUAUCUCCAGUUCUCAAGGAUGCAGAAGUUGCCUGGCAUCUGAUUGCAAUUGCGAUUUUCUUCACAUUGCUUAAAUUGCCAGGCCCAUAUUACCCAUAUUGGGGCCGCAUUUUCAUUCCACACUUUGCAAAUGGGGGAUUAUUGAGGACUCUGUGGUCUGUGUUUUUGUGGUAUAGAAGGCCCCGUGAAACCCUUCUUCAGCGGAAAUCUUUAAAUGGCAGUGGUUCUGUGCCAAACACACCCUAACUUUAUUGGGACAUCCCUUGCAGCAGACUGUGGAUCACAUUUAUAGUGGGUGGAACUGUGGAAGAUGAUUGUGUUAAAACUUCUAUAAUGGUUCAUUGUAUGGAUAAUCCAACUGAUACAGGCCGAGUGACUGAGCUUGAGAUGAUGGAGGGAGAAGAGUAUAAUUAUAGAUUUAAGAUUUCCAUCUCAUAUGGGCUAGCUAAGCGAGACGUGCCUGUCACAGAAAAUAUUCUUUUAUUUCCUUUUCUAUUUCAAUAUGGCCUUCCAUGUUCCUGUGAAUGGGUUCGUUUUCUCAAGCCGUUUUCAUUGUGUAGCACACGGAUGUCCGUGCUCAAAACCUUUCUCUAUUACAAAUAUAUUUUUCACAUUUCCUUUUUUGAAAA
This is a messenger RNA of Vitis vinifera (wine grape), 1315 nucleotides long. RefSeq lists its product as uncharacterized. NCBI's taxonomy places the organism in Eukaryota, Viridiplantae, Streptophyta, Magnoliopsida, Vitales, Vitaceae. The coding region runs from base 171 to 932 and encodes 253 amino acids. The transcript is spliced from 4 exons. The record is from RefSeq and is a predicted model, not a curated record.